CCUGUCGGGUGCGCGCACUGCCAGAGACGCGGACGCGCAGCUGCUUUGCUCCGACAGUCGGUUCUCCGAGCUCCACUCACCGGAUCCAGCUGUCAGUCAGCGACUCUAAGCUCGGCCGCUGUCAGACUGGAUGUGGCACACGGCGGAGGAGGGCCCCGGUGCCGAUAAAUACGCGACCAGGACGCCGCUGGAUGGAGGCGGACCUCCGGCGAUCAACAGAUCCGCAACUCCGCUGUCCAGCAGCAGGAAGAUGAGGGAGCAGAGCGGCGCCGGAGCCAGCUGGCACAUGUGAGCCGCUCAGAGUCCCCGAUUCGAGCCCGUCACAGAGAAAUGACCGAAGCAGCUCCGAGGAUCCGGGUCUAAUCAGCCCAUGCAAGUGUUCUUGGCACCGGCGCCGGUUCGGUUUGUGCCAAAAUGACCAGACUAUUGUCUCGCUGCAUCUCCACUGUAACGGAAUGGGCCCGCAGGAAUUUUGGCACCGGUUUUACGCAGCAGACCACAUAGUUUAAUCGACGUAGCUCGACCGAGGACAGAGCAGCGCGGCUGGCAUGGACAAAGAGGCUCCGUGGUGAUGCUCUGAGAGCCGAACCGAAGCGCAGCAGCUUCACGUCCUGCUGGUUCCUCCCGACACGCGUUUUCAAGUUUGGACCUCACCAAGUCCAAAACGAGCUUCCCUUCCCGAGAACCAGGAUCAUCUUACAUCUUAAAGCAUCUUCACAGACUCGCAUAGCGAGUCUGUGAGCAGGUGAGAGAGGGACACUGUCUGCCCCACUGUCCAGCGACACCAUGAGCUGGAGCUUCCUCACGCGGCUGCUGGAGGAGAUCCACAACCACUCCACCUUCGUGGGGAAGCUGUGGCUCACUGUGCUCAUCGUCUUCCGCAUCGUUCUCACCGCCGUCGGGGGAGAGUCCAUCUACUACGACGAACAGAGCAAGUUUGUCUGCAACUCGGGCCAACCGGGCUGCGAGAAUGUCUGCUACGACGCCUUCGCCCCACUAUCCCACGUUCGCUUCUGGGUCUUCCAGAUCAUCCUGGUGGCAAUGCCUUCCCUCAUGUACAUGGGCUACGCCGUCAACAAGAUUGCACGAUUAGAUGAAGCCAAAGGAGGAGCUGGAGCUGCUGCAGUUAGAACCGGAGGAGGAGGUGGAUACACACACAGAAAGCCCAGAAAAAUCUGCUUUGGAGCAAGGCAGCAUCGAGGCAUCGAGGAGACCGAGGAAGACCAGGAGGAUGAUCCGAUGAUCUAUGAGGUGCCGGAGAUCGAGCCUCCAAAAAGGCCAAGGGAUCCUCUGCAGCCGACACCCAGACCUAAGAUCCGUCACGAUGGGCGUAAGCGAAUCCAGGAUGAAGGGCUGAUGCGGGUCUACGUCUUGCAACUGGUGACCCGAACAAUACUAGAAGCAGGGUUCCUCGCAGGCCAGUAUUUACUGUAUGGUUUCCGUGUGAUGCCGGUGUUCGUCUGCUCGGGGAAACCUUGUCCCCACAGCGUCGACUGCUUCGUGUCGAGGCCGACAGAGAAAACCAUCUUCCUGCGCAUCAUGUACGGCGUCACCGUUCUUUGCCUCACGCUGAACGUCUGGGAGAUGCUCCAUUUGGGCAUUGGAUCCAUCUGUGACAUUCUCCGCCGCCGCCGCUGCCCACCUCAGGAGGAUGAGUACCAGUUGGGUUUGCUGGGCAACAAUGGUGCCGGGGAGGGCUCCGUGGGGGGGACCGGACCUGAAGCCGGCUCCGAAGGAGGGGUAGGUGGGGAUGGCGCCGCAGAUUACGUCGGUUACCCCUUCUCCUGGAACACCCCGUCAGCUCCGCCCGGCUACAACAUCGUGGUGAAACCGGAGCAGAUGCCCUACACCGACCUCAGCAAUGCCAAGAUGGCAUGCAAGCAGAACCGGGCAAACAUCGCACAGGAGGAGCAGCAGCAGUUUGGCAGCAAUGAGGACAAUUUCCCCACUGGAGGGGAGGCCCGAGUGGCACUGAACAAAGACAUGAUCCAGCAGGCCCACGAGCAGCUGGAGGCAGCCAUCCAGGCCUACAGCCAGCAGCACCGGGCCGAGGAGCAGCUCGGAGACAACCAGGACGACAAGCCCCAAAGCAAUAUCAUCCAGGCCCAACCGCAGCCCCAACCGCAGCCUCAGAAGGAGCGCAAGCAUCGGUUCAAACACGGUAAAGGAGGCAGCAGUGGAGGAGGCAGCAGCAGCAACAGCAGCAGCAGCAAAUCCGGAGAGGGGAAGCCGUCGGUUUGGAUUUAACCGCAGAAACAGUGAAAUGAACCCAUGUGCAUAUAUAUCAGACUGGAUGAUGAGCUGUUGCAAUCUUUUCUUGGAUAUUUAAACACCCCUGUGCCUUAAAGAAUCCUGCAAGCUGGAGAAAGAUGUGUGUUUGUGUCAAAAAAAACAAAACAAAAAACAUGAAAUUGUGAUAUUGCAGCUGACAAGUAGUUUUGUCUGGGCUAUCACCGUGUAACUUGAAACAUCGUACCAACACAAACUGCGUCUGUCGUUUACAUGUCUCCUCGAGUCACAUUAUUGACCUCCGUCGUCUUCCUGUUCGUCCUGUCUUAGGGGGAUUUCAGCUUCGGAAAAUCAUAAUGAGUUCUCUCGCAAAUUAGAUAGAUCCCAGAUACGGCUUAGCUCGCUUCUCAAAAUCGCCACAACGCCGGGUGCCGGUGUUGCAGCAAGCUAAAGCGACGACUUCACGCUGUUAGGACACAAUAAAAGGAAUUAAAUGCAAUAAAACGAAUCACAAACGCAGCAAAGGGCAUCACCUUCCUGAAGGCUGCAUCCUGUCAGUCAUGACGGUCCUCUUAUUCUGCUGUGACUUUACACUGUCUUUGUAUGUUUUCUUUUCUUUUUUUUUUAGCUCCAGCUGCUGCUCAGGAACCACAUGAGUACAGCAGGUUUAUAACAACAACAACAACAAGAAAAAAAGACAAAAAAGGUGCAUCCAGUUUUUAUACCUUGUUACUCAACUUCUCAGUUUUCUCUCUGUGGCUUUGAACAAGGCGACUUCACUGUCUGCCUUGUAGUAGACUGCCCCCUGGUGGUAACUUCUGCAGGGGCUUCACUUUACAAUAGGGGGAGUAGAUAGAUUCCAGUUGCCAAAUGCUACCUGCAUCCAGCAACACCUUAACCAGCUGUUAGUGUGCCACAUACGUCUUCCCAGUUCAGUGUUUAGAUGCACAAGGCUGCAAUAUCACAGCGUCGUAAUGGGAAAAGGUUCAAAGCCAUUACUCUAGCAUAGUGAGACCAAACACUGUUUGUGUGAUGCAAGCGUCAGUGCCAAGACUUUCUGCUGGGCUGCUAUGAAGCCUGGUUGUUUGUAGCUUUGGAAUACUGUGGCCAUGCUACUCCAAUUGUGCAAAUAUGCCUACGUGAGACCAACCCUUUUGUAAAAGUCACCUGUUUUUUUUGUUUUGUUUUUGUAUUACGGUGUGUGUAUUGCUUUUUUGGAACAGGAUUUAAAAUCUCCAGUCGAUUUUCAUGUUCGAGUCAGUGUUUUUUUUACAUGAAAACACUCUGUUUUUAAAGUUGUUUUGUAAAAUAAAGGUACAAAAAAGAAGCAAUCUUUUAAAGAUGAAUUAGCUGUAUGAAUAUUCAUGGUUAUUGUGAUUUGAAUUGCCUUCCGAUUGUAAAAAAUGUGAAAUAUGACAUAGUAUAUUUUUAUAAUAUGUCAGCUACGGUGAGUUAAUGACGUGAAGAAGAAAAAAAGUCAGUCUUUUCCUCGUACGUUGCAGUGUUAGUAUUUAAUGUAUGUAUGUAGCAACCCUCUGGGCUGUAUUUUACUAAACAGUGUUACUCCUUUUUCCAACGUUGUGCUGAGAUCUGCUGAACAGCUGCGUGUGGAGACGAUGGAAAGUGCUGGCGAGACGACGCAAAGUGCCAAAUUGUUCAAACCAUUCCAAGCUGUGCAGGGCUGGAGCUUUCCAAAUAAGCUGCGACUGCUUUGCCACUUCAUGAUGGCAUGUUUGGAAAGCGGAACAAAUCCGAAAAACCGACACAUUCUGUUCCUGAUUUAACAAAUCUGUGCUGAAAGAUUUGAGUCUUUCUCUGCAAACAGAUGAACAAAACAUGUUGAAGUUGUGAGGCUGUACAAUAUGACACGACGUCCUUUACGUUCCUUUACAUGUGCACUGUAAAAAUAAAAUCUGUAAAAAUAGGGUAUCAUUCCUGCAACUGGGGCACCAAAUGUUACAGUAAAAUAAUAUUACAGUAAUUUUCAAUUAAUAAAAAUACACUUCCAAUCCUUAAUUAAUAUUUUUUAAGUUUAAAAGGGGUAUUAAUAUGUGUAAAAUCAAUUAAAAUAAUCUAUAAUAUAUAAUGAUAAUGCAUAUAUGAAGAGAUAGACAAAGAAAUCUGUAUAAAAUUACUGAAAAAUACUUUUUCCCUGUAAAUUGUCACUAAUUGUGUCUAAUUUUAGAAAUACAUUCAUAGUAUAAAACUUAAAUUUAACAGCUUUGUCUAUGAAAUAAAAAUAGGUAAAAAAAAUAACAUGAAUUCAUGAUAACUUUUAGACAAAAAGUUCAAGUAAAUAUCAGCAAAUACAUUUAAAAGAGUAAUAUCUUAUGUGAGGGGAAAAUAAUAUAAAGUAAAUAAAAUAAUGUAUUAUAAAUAAAUUAUAGAUGAAAUUGUGUCUGACUUUAGAAAUAUAUUCACGGCAUUAAACUCAGAUUUAAUGGUUCCAUUCAUUAAAUAAAAAGAAAAAUAUUGUAACGAUAUGAUAAAGUUGUGAUUGUAUUUUAACAGGCUUUUUACUCUAAAAAGAAUAGUUGCUUUGGAAAAAUCUGUCAUUUUUGUCAAUUUUAUUUAUUUGUCAUAUUUUAUAUAACAUUUACCAUAAUAUAUUUUAAAAUUUCUUUUCAAAAAAUACAGCAUAAAUUUUGAGUUGAACUGUUUCAUUUAUUAAAUUGAUAUUUUUGGGUUAAAAAUCAGUUCUCAUUAGAUUUUUUAAUAUUAUUUUAUGUCAGAUAUGAUGUAAAAAUGACCUUUUUCCAUAUUUUUGACAACAUGAUUAUAUAUUUAUAAAUUAAUCUGCUAAUUGACAAAAACAACCAACAAUUUUAGAGUACAUUCACAGUAUUAAACUCUAAUUUAACAGUUUUAUCUGUUAAAUAAAACUGAAAUAGUCAUGAAAUCACAAUACAUUUGCAACCUUUUUCUGUUUCUUUUUAAAAAUUAGAGUUUUAUUUAAUGCUUGCAUUAGACUUGCACAUUCACAGUCCGUGUUUUCCUCAUUGUAUUGUCUAAUUUAAAUAUACAGGUUUUUUUUACAGUGUAUAUGUAAUGUUCAUGAACAGGAAGACUCCCUGUGGUCGGUUUGUUCAUCGCUGGGCUCCACAUGUCUGUUGAACAACCUCAGCCAGCUUCACACAGACAUAAAUCACCACAAGUAGUUCAGUGUGAGCAGCGACAUACAGCGACUCUGAUCCCAAAGAGCUGCAGGUGGUUUACUGAGAGUUUCCCAAUCACUGCCAGUCAACCCUCAUUAAAUUCUUUCCAGUAAGCAAAGUUACCCAACUAAACUAUUUCAAGAGAAGCCAACAGACGUCGGUCUGAAUGGAUCGCAGGCAGCCGGUGAUGCACAGAUGCUCCAGCUGGAGCCACAAGAGGGCGACUUUCUGUUAAAGAAGGGAAUUAAGAAGUGCAUUUUGGGGUCAUUGCCAUGAGGGGACUGAAAGACCCCAUCUGCUCCUGUCUGCAUGACUGGCAGCUUGGCCUUACAUCUUCAAAACUAAUCUAGGCUGCUGUUUUUAGGAGAAAGUUUUAGGAAUUUGGGCAGCUAUCCAGGUCAGAAGAAUUAGCCCGUGGCAUAGUUUUGUGUCUGUCUCUGCCCUGCUUUCAGUUCUCUAUUGAGUGACUGACAAAGGAAGGGAACAAGCAAAAUAGCUUUUACCACUACUUUUCUUAGGCCCCUCUGUGUUUUGUCGCUGUCUUAUGAGAAUCACGUGUCACCAGAAAAAUGUUUGGGCUUUUUAAAGAACCACCUGAAGGAUGUGGGUCAAACCAAGGCGCUCUGUAGUCAAAUACAAGUCUGUCAACACACGUUUUGAGCUUUUGCAUUUGCAAGAAACAAAUGAGGGUGGAGUACUGGAGGUUUUAGCUGCAAGUCUGUGCUGGUUCCUAAUAGAACUGAUCAUUAUUUGUGCAUGCUGCUGCAAAUUCCACACAAAAGCUUCAAUUCUUUUUCAUUUUUUAACUUUUUGUCAACACUUUUGCUCAUUAUUCGCACCUCCAUUUGCAUAUUAAGUAGAAAAUUUCUCAACCUGAAGCAAAUGUUCAAGUUUUAGCUGCUUGUCUCUCCUAGUUUUGAACAGGAAUCAUUCAUUUUUAUGCAUGCUGCUGCAAAUUCCAUGAAUACACUUCCAUCCUUCACAUUUUUUAACAGCUUCGCCACUUUUGCACAUUGUUUGCACCAACGUUUGCAUAUUAGGUAGAAAAUUUCUCAACCCAUAGCAAACAUUCAAGUGCUAGCUACAUGUCUGUGCUGGUUUCUAACAGGAAUCUCUAUUAUUUGUGCAAGCGGCAGUCCUGCAGGUCUUAGCUGCAUGCCUGUCCUGGUUUUGAAAAGGAAUCUUUCAUUUUUAUGCAAACUUCUGCAAAUUCCAUGAAAACGCUUCAAUUCAUUUGGAUUUUUUAAACUAUUUUCGGCCCUUUUGCUUAAUGUUAGCAUCAACAUUUGGGUUAAAGGAAGGAAAUUUCUCAACCUGUAAGUUUGUUGUAGGUUUUAGCUUCAUGUCUGUGAUGGUUCUGAACAGGAAUAUUUGCAUAAGUUCCACAUAUGUCCUUUUUCCAUUUUCUGCACUUUUGCUAAACGUUUGCACCAAGGUUUGCAUAUUAGGUAGAAAAUGUCAGAACCAGGUUUUAGCUGAAUGUGUGUGCUGGUUCCUAACACAAUUUUUCAUUAUUUGUGCACGCUGAUGCAAAUUCCACAAAAUAUGCUUCCAUCCUUUUCGAUUUUUUAACCAUUUUUCGACCUUUUUGCACCAGCGAUUGCAUAUGAGGUGGAAAAUUCCUCAACCCAUAACAAACAUUUGUGUUUUAUCUGCAUGUCUGUGCUGGUGUCUGACAGGAAAUCUUCAUUAUUUGCAUAAGUUGCUGCAAAUUCCAUGAACGUGCUUCAAUUGUUUUGGCCUUUUGGAACAAUUUUCGGCACUUUUGCUCAACGUUUGCACCAGACUUGGAGACACGUUUCAUUCGACGGAGACAAAAUGCAUCUGAGCGCAUGUUCAGAUGGAGACCCACUUAGGAGCUGAAAGCCAUUUAAUUAUCCAUUGAACUUGGCAGCUUAAAGAAUUAUGAGUUAGGUGUGAGGCAAACAGCGGGAUUAGUGUUAUCGGCACUUAAGGGUGGAGUGAUGCUUAGAAAGACAAUUAUUCCUUUGUGAUUUAUCUCUGUACUGUACAUUAACACAGUGGGAGAAUGGAAACCGGUUGUCGUAGAUGAAAUCUUUUGUGGGUCUAUUCAUCAGGGAUUCCACAAUUUCCAUCCUCAGCAUCUGUCUGUCCACUUAGAAGGGUUAGUGAGGCUGUAUUGUUCCCCUACAUGUUUCUUAUAGUCGCCCAUGUGGGACGUGACAAUAGAACCAGUGGUAUUACCAGUACAAACUCUGAUUCAUACAUGCAUUUGUGUGUUUGUGUGUUUUUCUAUGCCUUUUUGUAAAAUGUACAUUUCUUUGAGUGCCAUUCUGGUAUCCCCUGGCAAAGAUUUUUUUCAUAUUCUUUGAUGAAUACAUUUGCAUGUGAAAAAGGGCCUAUUUUCCUACAAAAAAUAAAUCAAAAAUGCAUAUUGAA
Messenger RNA from Acanthochromis polyacanthus (spiny chromis), 7784 nucleotides. RefSeq names its product gap junction protein gamma 1 (gene gjc1). Gene Ontology annotation, biological process: cell communication. Lineage: Eukaryota; Metazoa; Chordata; Actinopteri; Pomacentridae. The record is from RefSeq and is a predicted model, not a curated record. Gene Ontology annotation, cellular component: connexin complex. Bases 787 to 2247 code for a protein of 486 amino acids. The transcript is spliced from 2 exons.